AUGAGGAAGUUACUGCAGUUUUUGGCGUUGCUGUUGUUGCUGGGUGUCAAUGCCAGGCGAACGGACGCGGACAUCCCUGUCGAUGACGUUUACGGCGGCGGCCAGCGUCGUGGUGGUCCCCUUCACAAGUCUAAUUACAACGGCGGCAACAACAAUUACAAUUCGCAGUCAAACUCGCCCUAUCUGCCGUACCAGCAGCCGAGAGAGAGGAAGCCCAACAUAGUGCUGAUUCUGACGGACGAUCAAGAUGUAGAACUCGAUUCAAUCGCGACGGAGCCUGGCUUCCCUCUGGUGGAAGAAAGAUUCCCCCCUAUCUAUCCUUCGAUCCUCGCCCGAAGAGCUCUCUGUCGAACGCUCCUUCUGAUCGUGUGUUGCGGUUGGUCCAAUCCCUCAGGUUCGCUGAACUUCAUGCCACGGACCCUAAGGCGAAUAAGGGACGAGGGAGCCGAGCUGAGACACGCGUACGUGACCACUCCUAUGUGUUGUCCGAGCAGGAGCUCCUUGCUGACCGGCCGUUACGUUCACAAUCACGAGGUCUUUACGAACAACGACAACUGCAGCAGCCCCCAGUGGCAACGGGAUCACGAGCCGCACUCGUUCGCCGCUUACCUGAGCAACGCAGGAUAUCGUACCGGUGAGUAUACUCGUCACGACCAACCACCUGAAACCGCUUUUCACCCCUUUCGAUGA
Heterotrigona itama is the source of this 690-nucleotide messenger RNA. Lineage: Eukaryota; Metazoa; Arthropoda; Insecta; Hymenoptera; Apidae. The record is from the annotation of a GenBank genome assembly.